AUGAAGACUGUAGAAGAUGCAGCAGAACUGAAUGUUAGCCAACAUGUCAGCGCUGCCGAAGUAUCUGAUACCCAGGCUGUAAAGGAGGAAGGUGAAAGCUUUGCCGUCGAGAAAAGAGGCUAUGCGGUUGCGAUGGGAGCUAUCGCCCAAUUUCGAAUAAUGGGAGGCUGUAUUGGUCUGGCUAUUGUCACAGCCAUUCAACAUAGCUAUUUGUGCUCACAUCUGGAAUUUCUAGGAGGCGACGUGGUGGAGGCUAUCCUGCAGUCAACCUCAGGCAUUGCAACCCUUCCCACUAAUACGCAACAUUUAGUCCGUGAGACUUACGGUGCGAGUUAUGAACUUCAGAUGAAGGUCCUGGCUGGGAUGGCAGGUGCUCAAGUGCUUACAUCGCUAACGAUGUGGCAGAAAAAAUCACUUUGUAGCAGCUUAGUCUGUGUCAAUUUCUACGACUCUGAUAAACUAGGUUGCGAUCGAGCUUACUUCAAUCCAGCUCAUAUGGAUGGCGGUACAUUAACGAUUUUGGCCCGGGCCACAGGGGCAUACGAUGGGUUAGAGAUCGCCGAUCUCACAACUACAGAGAAACUUGACAGCGAAGGCAUAGGACUGGAUGCCUCUUUCAUCUCCGUCCCAGCAAUUCCGGGUGAGGUCAUUGUGCUUGCUGGGACUCGUUUACAGCGUAUUUUUGGUAAAGACAAAGUGCGUGCGUGCGUACAUAGAGUUUGCAAUCCUGCACAUAUGAGUAACAGUUCUGCUGUAAAGGAGAGACUCAGUCUUGCAAUUUUUUGCGCUCCUCCUUCAAACUUUAAUUAA
Molecule: messenger RNA, 810 nt
Organism: Penicillium angulare
Lineage: Eukaryota; Fungi; Ascomycota; Eurotiomycetes; Eurotiales; Aspergillaceae
Exons: 3
Coding region: 1-810 (269 amino acids)
Source: RefSeq, a predicted model, not a curated record